UCUGGGGUGUCGUUACCUGGCAGCUUUCCUGAGUAUAUCAUUACCAGAACCGCAAAUUUGAGGAAAAGGGAGGAGUGUAUUACCAUUUGGUCGAUGCCUGAGGAUUAUGGACCAUUAGGUUGACGACCGGCAGUGUUACGGCUUUGGAUAACAGCCUGAUACAGUGUAGCUACUCUUUUAUUCAGGCAUUUUUAACGCGUCCGUGACUAAUAUUUAGUUGUUUUUAUUUGUAUUGCACAAUGUUGAAUUUAGCGCCUUUUUUCGACGUGAAGGAUACUCGAGGAAUAUCCUUUUGUUGUUGUUGUUGUUGGACAUGAAUGUGUAAGGUGUAAAAAACAAAAAACAAAAAAACACCAGUAUGAUACAAUAUUUUGACAUUUGUGUUAUUUUUGUGUUACGGUCUAUUGCGCAUGCCUAGUGGUAGAUAUAGAGAGAGCUGUCCGACGCCACUUCGCACCUUCCCGGCCGUGAUGUAGGAGCAAAAGUGAAGGGAGCAGAGGAUUGAAAAAGAAAAAGAAAAAAAAUGCGUUGGCAAAGUGGCAGCGUGGCGAGCAGCAAAGGAUUUGACUUCACGAUCCUUCACAAAACAGACUGUGCCACAAACUGAAGAAUGUCAGGGACACCAGAUGCAGAGGCUGAAGGAGUAGUCUCCAAAGUGAAAGUGAAAAAGGAGAUCAAGACAAUCGUGGAGAAUUUGGAAACCAUCCUGGGGGAUCUGAAGGAUGUAGCCAAAGAGCUCAAAGAGGUUGUUCAUGAUAUUGACACCUUGACUUGUGACCUGCAACUGGAGGAGGACGGACUGACAGACAGCUCUAAGACGGACACGCUCAACUCCAGCUCCAGUUCCACCACCACCACCACCGCUUCCAGUCUGGAGAAGAUGAAGCUCUUCCCCGACGACUGCAUCUUCAAACCACCUACACCCAUCCCACCGGUCCCCGUCAACACCACCGCAGUCCUGACUGUACUCAAGAAACCCCACCCGCCCUUACCCCCACCCAGACUCACCCCGAUGAGAGCCGAAGAUCACAACAUUAAGAAUCUGCCUCACCCAACAUUAGUGUUAUCAGGGAAUAUAUCCAAGGCUAACGGGUCUCUGUUGAGAAACGGUGGGGUUUUCCCAUUGAAACCAAACAGGGAGUUAUUCUCCUCCACACCGUGUUUCAUCUCUAGUGACAGUGGGAUCCCUGAGUCGGGGCUUGUUCCUACAUUGCCCAGGCCCAUGCCUCUCCUCCAUCAUGAAAAGAACAAAUGCCCCAAGGCCCCCAGCAGGGAGCCCCGUGAGAGGGAGCGUGUUCGUUUCAGUGAGAAAAUCCAGUACCACGGCUACUGCCCGGACUGUGACCUUCAAUACGAUGUAGACGACACAGAACUACACUUACAGACUGAGCUGAACGACUUAAGGCUCAGCCCUGUACACUGCUGCUCUUCUUCCUCCCCUCCUCCUCAUCCUCCUCAUUCUCUUCCCCACGAACUGAUGUUGGAGAACGGAGGCCUCUCAGUCAGCCACAGUUUCCCGCCGAAAGCAAACCCUCCUCCACCUUGUGUGCCUCCUCAUCCGACUUCCCUCAAGCCCCAGAAAACAAUCCUACGCAAAUCAACCACAACCACAGUUUGACACCGAACCCCUCGUUCUGUCUAACUUAAACAUUCUUGAAUCAUUCAUAGUGUUUUCUACUUUAUGAGCGCAUUCUACUCGAGAUGAACUUUGGAUUACCCAAAUAGAGAGAGAGAAAGGGUUGGGAAAUAGGAAACAAAAGGAUGCAGAAAACGACUGGAAUAAAGAAAAAGGCAUCGCCAUAGGCUCUGAGAUGUACACACAGAGAGAUCAGGAGGAAGCGGGACCAUUGAGAUCAUUGAGAUACAAGUGGAAGGGACACUUGUUUCAUACGCUGAUCGACCCCGGUUGAUCACAGACGGAGGAGGCCAGACAUCAACCUUAUUUUGGAAGCGCUAAUGGCUCUCGACCAACAGGAGACAAGAUCUUCUAGACAAAUUCAUAUUUUUGAAUUUUGAGCAAUGAACAACCUCCAGACACAGUUGUGUUCACAAGGCUGAAAUAAUUAUUAUUGUGAGACUGGGGAGAGACAAAAGGGCAGUCUCUGUAUGUAAGUGCAUACGGAUGGAUGAAUUUAUACAUGUGGAUAUGAUAUUUUUGUUACAUAGAAAUAGAUGAAUUAAAGGUUAGAAAGCUGCUGAAUCUCUGCUCGUCAAAAAGGUAGUUAUAGAAGUACAUGUUGGGGUGAAAUGAUGUCAGCCAGUAUUUGAUUGAUGUCUACACAGACUUUCUGCUCUGUGCGUACUCAGAUGGAAAUCAAUAGCUCCACUCAACCGAUAGAAUUUGCCUUUUAAGAAUUGUAAUUGUUUGUGUCUAGGGAGCCCGACAGGUCUGCCUUUGAGCAAAACGCUGCUCUGCUGGACUGCAGAUAAGGAGAAAAUAACAUUAUGUAUCUGUACAGUAUGUGCCAUAUGCACAUUACACAUACACAGUGCAGUUUCGGAGAGACUGAUGGUUUGAACUUGAUCAGUGGUCACUGAUCUGUGUCCAGACAUGUUCAUUGUACAUCAAAAUCUAUGUGCUCUAAUGGUGCCAUACAAGCUAUGUUUUUUUCACUAUAACAUGCAGAGAUACAGUUCAGUGUGGCAUAGUUACAGCUUUAAAGGAUCAUAGAAGAAGUAAUAAUUUGCAUCAAAUUUUAUAUGUAUACAAUUAUACAUGUACAUGUUUGAUAUCUAUAUAUUUCAGGCAUUUUUCUACAGAGACUUUAACAUUUAAAGAGAUGAUAUUUUUGAUAUUGUGUUGGAUGACUGAGAGGUAUUCUGACAAAAGCUGUCAUUCCCUUGAGGUAUGUGCUUUUCAGCAGGGCAAAGCAGGAUGAGUUAUUUAUAUAUAGCAACAGCAUAGUGUUUGUACGGAUGAAAAACAAGUGCUUCAGUAUCAUCAUAGCAAGAAUCUUUACAGAGGGAGUGGUACUGCGAGAGAGAAAAUGUAAUGUGGAGAAUAUAAAUGGCGUAAACCAAAUACCUAGUUGUGCUUUAUCAGACAGGAGGCAUGGGGCUGAAUGAAUGCAUGACUGACUCUUCACUUUGUCCUGCCAUCACUGUGUUUUUCUAUGCAUAUGUGGAGAGGCUGUCUGUUGGGGUGCUCUGCUCUCCAUGCUACAGAGUUGAGAAAUAUAUCAUUCUUAUUUCCUCAUAUGAUGUCCAUCAGGUUGCCUCAGCAGCCACAAUAAACCUGACAAACACCCUGAGUUUUACCGUAUUUUUUAGGCCAAGAAGUCAUUGGUAAUCAAAUAAAGAGGAAGAAUAUUAAUAGAUAGAUGCGGACAAAUUUUCAUGGGCCAUUUUGGAUCAAUAAAAGGAAGACAGAUGUGGGCUGGAGAGCAACAGAAUUUCUUUGAUGCACACAGCCUUUCUCCACAUUCAGACUGGAGGCACCACACUUGUAAACGCCACCUCUUUUUUCUCUCACUGGACACAGAGACUGAAUUCAUGACCAAACUGCAGACGAAUCAAGAGUCAAAGAAGAUUGGAAUGUCUCAAAAGGUUAUCAGUGAUAUUUUGUUGUGUGUGUGUAUCCACAAACUGUUGGAAAAUAACUUGUGAGAAUUAAAAAACACUUUGCACUUAA
Scomber scombrus (Atlantic mackerel) is the source of this 3631-nucleotide messenger RNA. RefSeq names its product proline rich 16 (gene prr16). Lineage: Eukaryota; Metazoa; Chordata; Actinopteri; Scombriformes; Scombridae. The coding region runs from base 611 to 1618 and encodes 335 amino acids. The transcript has 3 exons. Gene Ontology annotation, biological process: positive regulation of translation; positive regulation of cell size. The record is from RefSeq and is a predicted model, not a curated record.